UUGUCAAAUCAUUGCUAAUGUAGGCUGCCUUGAAUAUAUCUACCUAUCAACAUUGAGUUGACUUUAUUUCCUUGCAGAAUAAUUUUUGGAAGCAUUGAUCAUCAAGAAGAAAUUUGAGUAAAUAAGUACUCAAAGCUUUCUGGCUGUCUCGUUAUACCCUUAAUUUCUCAAGUUAUUAAAUAAGCAUGGUUAACAUACUACACUUGAAACCAGAACUGUGACCAAUUUUCCAUUUUGAGAUGGCAAAUGAAAAGUUCCCUGCUGAACAGUUCAACGGUUAUGGAUUUGAAGAUAAUUUCUCUUUCACAAAUAAGAGCAUGGAUGAAGGGAAUACAAGGACACAAAGUUCUUUUUAUGGAGUUGAAGAAUGGGGAGAGUCUUCUGAUAAUGGGCUCUAUCAGAAUAACCAAUGGGAGGAAGAAUUACUGAUGUCAAAGUAUGAUCAACAAGACCAGCAACAGAACUCAUUUGGGGAUUAUAUGCAUCUUGAUGACCUGAGGUUUGGUAUCCUAUCUCCGCCACUUCAAAAAUGUUAUCAGGAAAUAACACAACUUGAUGAAAUUCAAAGUGGAAUCCGAGAAGUUAAAUCCAAGAAAGAAAAUCCAUAUGCAUUUCCUUUAGCGUCACUUGAGCUGCUAAAGAGUCAUACUAAUGGGUUCAAUCAAUUAAACAGCAUGAGAAUGCUUGAGCCAAACAAGUUUGACUCAUCCAUCAAGGUAGUAGGUCAGGAAUUGUCUACAGAAGAUAUCAUGAGGAUAGCUGGAGCAAGGUUUCUGCAGUCGUCUUGCCAUGAUGUUGCCUCCAUGUUCAACAAUCCUUUUGAUCUUUAUUUCUCUGGCCUGUCUGAUGAAGAUGCUAAACAUGUGGAACUCGCUGAAUCCCUUUUGGCUUCUGCUGAGAGAAUUGGAAAUCAACAAUAUGACAGUGCCAGCAGACUGCUCAAGCAAUGUGAUUCUAUUUCCUCCAAUACGGGAAAUCCAGUUCAACGUGUUGUUUAUUAUUUUGCUGAAGCUCUCCAUGAUAGAAUUGAUAUAGAAACAGGAAAAACAAAAUCAAAAGAGUUGGGGAAGAAGCAGGCAUUUGAAAUUGAUGAAGCAAUGAUGACUCCAAACCCAACAAUCUUGGCAAGUCAUCUGGAAACUCCCUUCUGUCAGGUUGCCCAUUUUGCUGGAAUCCAAGCCAUUGUGGAUAAUGUGGCUGAUGCAAAGAAAAUUCACAUACUUGAUCUAUCACUCAGAUAUGGAAUGCAAUGGACAGUAUUGAUGCAAGCUUUAGUUUCUCGAUGUGAUUGCCCUCUUGAGCAUUUAAAGAUAACUGCUAUUGGGACUACUUCAAGGGAAUUAAUUGAGAAUACAGGUAAGAGGCUAAUUAGCUUUGCAGAGACUAUGAACAUAGCAUUCUCAUUUAAGAUGGCUUUAGUAUCAGAUUUGCUGGAUCUUAAAGAAGACUUAUUAGAUCUGGAUGAUGGGGAAACAGUGGCUAUUUACUUUGCAUAUUUACCUAGGAACUUGAUUUCAUUGCCCAAUAGGCUGGAUUCAAUGAUGAGAAUGAUAAAAAAUGUCAAUCCAUGUGUUAUAGUGGUUGCUGAAGUUGAGGCAAAUCACAACUCACCAACUUUUGUGAAUCGUUUUGUAGAAGCACUUUUCUAUUACAGUGCAUAUUUUGAUUGCCUUGAUGCAUGCAUGGAACGGAAUGAUAAAAACAGGAUGAUUAUGGAAUCAAUGUACUUUGGUAUAGGGAUCAAGAAUAUGAUAGCUACUGAGGGAGAGGAAAGGGUAAUUCGGAACGUAAAGCUUGAUGCCUGGAGAGCAUUCUUUGCUCGUUUUGGCAUGGUGGAGACUGAUUUGAGUUCUUCAGCUUUGCUCCAAGCAAAUUUGAUAGUUAAGAAAUUUGCAUGUGGGAACUGCUUCACACUUGAUAGAAAUGGGAAAAGCUUGGUUCUUGGAUGGAAAGGUACACCUCUUCAUUCCCUUUCCGCCUGGAAAUUUAUCUCACAUGAAAAGAAAGGAGUUAAUUCAUGUUAAGUUUCCCUCUCUAGGCUCCAUUUCAAGUUCUUGAUUAUUUCUUACUAUUGCAGCAACCUGCUAUUCUUACAUAGUCAUUUGCAGAAUCAAGCAGUCUGUUUCUUUUUCUUUUAUUUUUAGCAUUUGCUGGUGUUAUAUUCAUAUUCUUUGCAGCUAGACACAAAAAUAUAUAAUCAUUUGGCGUGUUUAGAGCAAAAUGUCAAUGUAGAAGCUAGUCCUUGCAAAGAUGGUGCUACCUAUUGAUUGACAGAAAGAUGGUUGAUUGAGCAGUAAAUAUAUUACUUAGCAAAUUGACAAUUAAUAUCAGCAACCUUCUGCAGUCAGUACAUGUUUCUUUUGUGCCCAUUUUCCACUGAAUAUGAACUUGCAUGCAUAAGUAGCCUCUUAGGUUUCUCAUUCUAUAAAGUUUUUGGUCUAAGAAAAUGUUAUUUACCUUCAUCAACAUCUCUUGCAACUCCCACCUGAAAAAGGAUGUUGCCAAAUGUUGGAUUUAAUGGAAUUGUUGUUUUAGAAUUUAUGUCAGAUUGGAAGAGUAUUAUAAUGUGAAUUAUGUUCAUUUGGAUGUAAUCAAAUUCAGAGAAGUAGCUGAUGCAUUCUAUUUUUGGUAAAAAGCAAUGGAAAUUCUAAUUUUAAGGAUGGCUUGUUAAAGUGUGGAGAAAAAGGAACUGAUGGUGGCAAGAUAGACCAAAAUUCAUCCAAUCAUUGUCAUUAUAUAUUUCCUGUAAUGACUUGAGCAUCAUGGAUCAUCUUGGAAAUGUAUCAGUCCUGGCAAAUAUCAUAUCAUUGUAUGAUCACACAAGAUCAUCAUAGGCAAUCUUGAUCUUAUGGCCUGUUUGUUUUAUAUGUUUAAUGUUGCGGGGUUGUUAUUUGCACCCGCGAAGCUAGAUAUGUUUGGAGAAGAAACUUUUCGUUUAUUUUGUUAAUA
Molecule: messenger RNA, 2949 nt
Organism: Ricinus communis (castor bean)
Lineage: Eukaryota; Viridiplantae; Streptophyta; Magnoliopsida; Malpighiales; Euphorbiaceae
Product: DELLA protein RGL1
Exons: 1
Coding region: 240-2024 (594 amino acids)
Biological process (GO): regulation of DNA-templated transcription
Cellular component (GO): nucleus
Molecular function (GO): DNA-binding transcription factor activity; sequence-specific DNA binding
Source: RefSeq, a predicted model, not a curated record